Molecule: messenger RNA, 3467 nt
Organism: Pteropus alecto (black flying fox)
Lineage: Eukaryota; Metazoa; Chordata; Mammalia; Chiroptera; Pteropodidae
Gene: ACTL7A
Product: actin like 7A
Exons: 1
Coding region: 1844-3163 (439 amino acids)
Cellular component (GO): nucleus; cytoplasm
Source: RefSeq, a predicted model, not a curated record
CUAAGCCAUUAAAUCUGUGGUAAUUUGUUACAGCAGCAAUAGGAAACUAAUACAGGAUCUUAUAGGAAUCCAGAGCAGUGAAAAUGUACUGAGUAGCUGCAGAUUUCUCAGAAUUCAAGAGGGGGGUUGAGGAGAAGGAAAAUGGAUAAUUCUAAAUUAAAUAUGCCUUAUAUGUUAUUUGAAAUAAAGUCAAACAAUCCAAAUUGGCUAUGCAAACCCCUAAAUAGUAUAGGCAAGUAAACUACUUUUCAGGCAGGUAUGCGUAGAGAAAAGUACUUUUUGAGUCUUUCAAAUUCUAUGCUACCUCAUCCUCUAUCGAAUGAACCAAGAAACUGACACUUUGUUUCUGAGAUAACAGCUCAGUUGCCAUCAGAGAGUGAUCACAAGGCUCAUGAGACUGGACUUGGUUUGGCUCCUCUCACACCUCACAAGGAGCCAAGAGCAUCCCCAGUAACCUCUUUAAGGAGAAAGCACACCAUUGUAGUGAAUGCCUCUUUUACGAAGAGCAUAAGGUUGGAUUUGGGGCAUCUUGACAGGGGCAGGUGUCAGCAACAACAUGCCCAGCACCAGAUAUGCAGGUGGCUGAGCAGCCUCAUACGUAGGGUCCCAUCAUGGUGAGUCCACAGCACACCCCUGGGAAGAAACCAUAGUCAGGUGAGGCUAGCCACUGCUGGCUCUACAUCCCUGGGUGAGCAAUGCACCCAAGAUCCUCGGUGUGCUCGUCAGUGGGAUGCUGUAGGGUCUAAUUUCACUGCCGACACAAUGACUCAGAUGAAGGAAGAACAUGUGUACAAACAUGUGCCUAAAAAAAUUCCUCUCCAGGUUGUCCGAAGAAACAAGUGAGACAGAAAUUCUUCGCAGUGACCACAGCAGUGAUUAGUCCCGCUAAUAUCUAAAUCAGAUGGUGUCAGCUCUCUGCUCAAAAUUCUCUAGUGCUUUCUGACCUCUCGCAGAAUCGGAGCCUAAGUCCUAGCAAUGGCCCGUGAGGCCCAACAUGAGCUGUUCGCUCUCCCUGCCCCUUACGUCUCCCAUCUCUUGUACUUUUUCUCGCUCUCUCCACUCCAGCCACACUUGUCUUCUUAGGAUCCUCUAACUUAGGGGCUGGCAAACUUCUCCCGUAAGGUGCCAGGUAGUCAAUAUUUAUUUUUGAUUUUGUGAGCCAUACAGUCUUUGCUGCACUGACUCCACAAACACAGCCAUAGAUAAUACGUAAAUGAGUGUGGCUGUGUUCCAAUAAAAUUUCACUUACAAAAAUAGGCUGCAGGCCAUAGUUUGCCAAUGCCGGCUCUAACCCAUCAGUCACAUGUCCACCUUCACUGCCCUGCAUCUGUUGUUCCAAUAUACACAUGGCACUCUUCCCCUCACCAACUCACGUCUUCAUUUAGUGUCACUGUCUCGGGGAUCCCUGCCCAGGCACAUUAACAUGGCCACCCUCCUUAGCCCCCUUCUCUGCUUUGUUUUUUCUCUUUUGCUCUUAAUACCUUCUUAUAUACAAACACACACAAAAACGUAAAACUAUCUGUCUCUGUCUGACCCCCACUGACUAGAAGGUAAACGCCAAAAAGGCAGAGUAUUUUUUUUACUGCUGCCUCGUAUUCUCAGCUGCCUCGCACAUAGCAAGCACUCAAUAAGUAUUGAUUAAUCAGAUUUAUUACAAAAUGUAGAAGAAGCUAAGUCACCUCAAAAACACUACCCCAAAGUUUUCCAGCAUCUGGAAAGCCCCGGGUCAUUGGAUUAUGUCAUAAUCAGUGAUGUCAUUGUUGGAGAAAUUCUCAAGUUGCCCUCUGAUUUAAGCCUUUCAGGCCUUGAAGCCGGUGGGAUCAAGGAACUUUCUGAGAGCAAGAUGGCUCUUGAAAGCAUGUGGGCUCCACAGGCAGCAGUCAUAGGGGAUGGGCCUGCCAAGAGAGUGGGUGAACAGGCCUCCCUGAACACACAGGUCCUCCAGACUGCCUCCUUGAAGGAUGGCCCAGCGAAGCGAGCAGUCUGGGUCCGCCGUAACCAUUUGGAGUCAGAAGAACCUACUAAAUCAACGGCGGUCAAGAAGCCCAAGGCAGAGGUGACCAAAGCGGUGGUCGUGGAUCUUGGCACUGGCUAUUGUAAAUGUGGCUUUGCUGGGCUGCCAAAGCCCACCCACAAGAUCUCAUCGACAGUGGGCAAGCCCUACAUGGAGACUGCCAAAACUGGGGACAACCGCAAAGAGACAUUCGUGGGUCAGGAGCUCAUCAAUCCAGAGGUUCGUCUCAAGCUAAUUAACCCUCUGCGACACGGCAUCAUCGUGGACUGGGAUUCAGUGCAGGAUAUCUGGGAAUAUCUCUUCCAUCAAGAGAUGAAGAUCUCCCCAAAGGAGCAUGCAGUCUUGGUUUCAGACCCACCCUUGAGCCCACACACCAACAGAGAGAAGUAUGCUGAAAUGCUGUUUGAGACCUUUAGCACUCCUGCGAUGCACAUCGCCUAUCAGUCCCGCCUGUCCAUGUACUCCUACGGAAGGACCUCCGGCCUGGUCGUGGAGGUCGGCCACGGCGUGUCCUACGUAGUCCCCAUCUAUGAGGGUUAUCCUUUGCCCAGCAUCACUGGACGACUGGACUAUGCGGGCUCUGAUCUGACAGCCUACUUGAUGACCCUGAUGAACAAUUCGGGAAAACACUUCACCGAGAACCAGAUGGCCAUUGUGGAGGACAUCAAGAGGAAAUGCUGCUUUGUGGCCCUGGAUCCCAUCGAAGAGAAGAAAGUCCCAGCUACUGAGCAUUUAAUCCAGUAUACUCUGCCAGAUGGGCAGGAUAUACAGCUAUGCCAGGAAAGGUUCCUCUGCUCAGAGAUGUUCUUCAAGCCUUCUCUGAUCAAGUCCAUGCAGCUGGGCCUCCACACCCAGACAGUGUCCUGCCUUAACAAGUGUGACAUUGCCCUCAAACGAGACCUCAUGGGAAACAUCCUGCUCUGCGGGGGGAGCACUAUGCUCAGUGGUUUCCCUAACCGUCUGCAGAAGGAGUUGAGCAGCAUGUGUCCCAAUGACACCCCCCAGGUAAAUGUUUUGCCUGAAAGAGACACAGCAGUGUGGACAGGUGGCUCCAUCCUGGCAUCGCUUCAGGGCUUCCAGCCACUGUGGGUCCACCGCUCUGAGUAUGAGGAAAAAGGGCCUUUCUUCAUCUACAGAAGGUGCUUCUGAAAUCUGAUGGAGCAUGGUCGCUGUGGUUGCCAUGUGUCAGCUUUGCUGGGUGAGCACUCAUCCCACGUAUAGGGAGCUGAGCCAGCAAGUUCACUUCUGCAGUAUUAAACGAUCCUCCUGUUCCCCUUGACGGCGUGUUUCUCUAUUUCCUGACUUAAUGAAGGUGACACUUAGAAGGUGGUAAUCUAGUGAAGCAUACAAGUUUAUGGGGUGGCAUAGCGGGGGAGCUAAUUUUGCUUCCCAAACUUGUAGUCUUAAAUUACUAAAAACCAUCAGUUUUACGUUUAAAAACACCCUCUUCAAU